UGUGUGUGUGAGGGAGAGACAGAGAGAGUGUGUGUGUGAGAGAGAUCUCUACAGCCUCGGUGUACAGGAGUCGAGUCGAGUCAGGCGCCGGAGACUGACCGCUUCUUCUUCACCCAGGGCUGAGUGUGUGUGAGUGUGUGUGAGUGUGUGUGAGUGUGUGUGAGUGUGUGUGAGUGUGUGUGAGUGUGUGUGAGUGUGUGUGAGUGUAUGUGUGUGUUACAGUGAAGGAAGACCUGCAUGGCAUUGUCCUGCCCUAUUUUAAACACACCAUUACCCUGUGUGUGUGAGUGUGAGUGUGUGUAUGUGUGUGAGAGUGUGUGUGUGAGUGAGACAUGGCUGUGAACUCUGAGCCGAGUGAUUGGGGCUACAGCGCGGAUCCUGACGAGGAGACGGUCCUGGUAGCGCCACACCCCGGGGCGGAGCAGACUCGGGGCCGGACCUCGCCGUACGCCGCCGUGUUCAUCGUGGUGAACGCCGCCCUGGGGGCGGGGCUUCUUAAUUUCCCUGCUGCGUUCUACAUGGCUGGAGGUGUAGUAGCUGGAGUAGUGCUGCAGAUGUGUUUAUUGAUCUUCAUCAUCACAGGCCUGGUGAUACUCGCUUAUUGUUCUCAGGUGAGUAACGAGGUGACGUAUCAGGAGGUGGUCCGCGCCGUGUGUGGGAAAGUCCUGGGGAUCGUGUGUGAGAUCGCCAUCGCUGUCUACACCUUCGGCACGUGCAUCGCCUUCCUCAUCAUCAUCGGAGACCAGCUGGACAAGCUGAUUAACGCGAUCGCUCACGAGGCGGACGGUUCAGUCAGCUCUCACUGGUACACAGACCGCAAGUUCACCAUCAGCGUCAUGUCUGUGCUCAUCAUCCUCCCUCUGUCCAUCCCCAAGGAGAUCAGCUUCCAGAAAUACGCCAGUACCUUCAGCGUGGUCGGUACCUGGUACGUCACCGUCAUCAUCAUCAUCAGGUACAUCUGGCCCGACCCGGAGGUCUCACCUGGACUCGUCCCCACCAGUCCUGAGUCCUGGACCGCCGUGUUCAACGCCAUGCCCACGAUCUGCUUCGGGUUCCAGUGUCAUGUGAGCAGUGUUCCGGUGUUUAACAGUAUGAAGAACGCGACUCUCCGGCCAUGGGGGGGCGUAGUCACACUCAGCAUGAUCAUCUGUCUGUUCGUCUACACAGGGACAGGUGUGUGUGGUUUUCUCUCUUUCGGUUCCACGGUGAGUCAGGACGUGCUGAUGUCGUACCCGUCCGACGACGUGGCCGUGGCCAUCGCCCGAGCCUUCAUCAUCAUCAGCGUGGUCACGUCAUAUCCCAUACUGCACUUCUGUGGGAGAGCCGUGUUGGAGGGAUUGUGGCUGCGCUUUAACGGGACAGACGUGGACACAGACGUGGUGAGAGAGCGCAGACGGCGUGUGCUGUACACACUCGUCUGGUUCUUCCUCACACUCGUCCUCGCUCUCACCAUCCCAGACAUCGGGCGUGUCAUCUCACUCAUCGGCGGCCUCGCUGCCUGCUUCAUCUUCGUCUUCCCAGGUUUGUGUCUGAUUGAGGCCAAGAUCUCCGAGCACGACGCGAGAUCAGUCAGCUGGCACGCGCUGGUGAUUUACGGAGUCCUCAUGGUCACGAUCGGCGCUUUCAUCUUCGGCCAGUCGACCACCAACGCCAUCUACAGGGACAUCAUUAACCACUGAGACAGCUCGGGCAGCCGGGAGUGACUCGUUACUGUGGAGGAGCUGCUCUUACACACACACACACACACACACACACACACACACACACACACACACACACACAUACAGAGAACUUUAGGAUUCUGAUGUCUUAUAACCCCUGAUAGACUGUGUAGCAUGCAGCAUGACGCCUCCUACUGUAACUGUGGGGAACUCUGUAGCAUCCAGUAACACUACACACACACACACACACACACACACGUGUACGGGUUUAUUAGUUCAACUUUAAUUUGCAUGUCCAUCUUCAAUGAUCAUCUUUUUUUCCCCAAAGUUCUAAUCAUUUCUUUAGCACUUUAUUCCUAAUUACAUUCCCGUCACCGUUACGUCGUUCAUUUGGGAGAAUUUUAAAAAAUCUACCGCUUUAGGGACGUUUUAGAGAAGAUGUGCAGUUUUUAACGGUUUAUUCCCAAAUCCUUGGUGCGUGUAGUCAGGGCUGGUAGUUAUUUUAGGUAACUAAGGCUAGCUAGCUCUAAACGAUUAAAAGUUAAAGAACAGUUUGAUAAUAUUGUGGUAUUAAAAAGGGCUAGCUGGCUAACGUUACACACUGGGGUCACUGUAGUUACCCAGAUAUCAUUUAUCAUUAGUAGUUUAAUCUCACAUUUGUACAUGAAGUAAUAAUCUGAUGAUGAGAGAGAACUCGCACACAGUCUCUCUGAUCUCAGCGACGCAGGAGUCAGUACUGUUUCAGCUGUACAUGUCUGAGGUUUACACUUUUAUAUGGUUAAUGCAUGUGCAGCUCUACAGUGUCAUCACGCUGUCGAACCCCACCGACGGGGCAGGACACACACACGCGGCCGGGUACUUCCUCUCGGGUUUGAUUUUGAGAGAACCGGUGUAGGGUUCUUCAGUGUGACGAGGUGCAGGAUGUUUAUCAGCACACGUCUCUUCAUGGACUGUUUUUUUUUAUCUUUAUUUGAACUCAAUAAAAGGAAUCUAUGUGAA
Clarias gariepinus (North African catfish) is the source of this 2660-nucleotide messenger RNA. RefSeq names its product solute carrier family 38 member 7 (gene slc38a7). Gene Ontology annotation, molecular function: L-methionine transmembrane transporter activity; L-glutamate transmembrane transporter activity; L-histidine transmembrane transporter activity. Bases 333 to 1679 code for a protein of 448 amino acids. The transcript is spliced from 12 exons. Lineage: Eukaryota; Metazoa; Chordata; Actinopteri; Siluriformes; Clariidae. The record is from RefSeq and is a predicted model, not a curated record. Gene Ontology annotation, biological process: amino acid transmembrane transport.